GAAAUAGCCACUCCCUUUCGAGCCUGAACUGGAUAAACGUCCUUCGUAUUCGAAUCGAGCAAGAUCUCGAGGUUCAGUCUGACGACGCAGUGGAAAUUGAUUGUAAUUCGUUCUUUCCUGUGGCCGUGGAAUGAUAUAAAAAUGCUGAUACAGGUUUUCUGUUUAUUUCUUCUUUUGGAAUGGAAGGUAGAAGCCAGCCCCAGAUCAUCAACAAAUAAUAAUGGUCACGGUAGCUACGGUUAUAAUUAUGACAUCGCUCACUAUCCAGGAGGUUCUUCAGUUCACAUGGAAGCUGGCACAGGUCACGAAAAUCUCCGCUUCGACAACGUAGGGGAAUCCAGUCACAUUCAGCCUAGAUUUCAUCAUUCAGAAAGACCACUUGCGUCUCCAGCAUACCAAUCGAAAGCCAGAAAUGUCCCUUUUUAUGUGGAAAAGGUAACAGCGCCCUCCCAAGGUCUGGCUCAGCAUUAUGUAGCAUCAAAUCCUUCAGAAAAAGGAUACUUUAAUUCAGAUGCUACUGCUCCAUUCCUUUCUCAGACUCCCAUCGAUGAUUCUAAUUACAGAUGGCGAAAUUCUCCGCCAAAAUACCUUUCCCAAAGUAUUGAAUAUCCAUCUUACGUGUCUGCACUUCCUAAUUCUAAGAUUACGCAACGAGUUUCGGAUCCAUCUCCUUUUUAUCCGAAACUUGAAGUAGUUCAAGCAGCAAUACCUGAUGAUCAUAUUUCUCAAACAUUUGAAGAUUUACCCUACACGAGUCCAGAAAUAAAACCCGUAGUUAUUGCUUCUCAUUAUCCUAAAAAACCCCUCAUUUCGACUAAUGUUAAAUCACCUAAAAUUUAUAAUGAUCGCAUUUCUCAAGAAAACUAUGACUCACAUUUCGCAGAAGCUCCACAAAAACCACUCCCUAUCCCUCCUCCAGUUAGUCAGACUACUGUCGAAUUACCAAAUUCUUAUGAGCAGACGAUUUCUCAAAUAGCUGACGAUUGCCCUUUUGUAGCUCCUGCGCCAAAACAAAGUCCUUAUGAGCAGAAGAUUUCUCAGAUAGCUGACGAUUCACCUUUUGUUAGCCCUGCACCAGAGCAAAAUUCUUAUGAGCAAAAAAUUUCUCAAGUGACUGACGACUCGCCUUUUGUGGAUCCUAUUCCAAAGCAAAAUCUUGGAAAAACUGCCCCUGAUUCAGCUGUUAAAUCCCCCAAAUAUGAUGAUCGCAUUUCACAAGGAGUUGAUAAUUCACCUUUUCUAGAAGUACCCCCCAAAUCUGUUGUUCUUAUUCCUCAGAGUAAAACCCAUAGUUCACCUCAAGUUAAAUCGGUAAAAACUAAUAACGAUCAUAUUUCUCAAGUAGUUGAUGAUUCUCCAUUUAGAAAUCCAUAUCCACAGCACAAUGUUGGAAAGACAAUAUACGGACCUGUAGCUGUUGCUCGUUAUCCUUCCCCAAAAUUCAUUGCAGCAUCCGGCGUUAAAUCCACGAAAUCAUAUAAUGACCACAUUUCGCAAAAGGCUGAUGAUUCCUCCUAUCUAGAUGCACCAUCAAAGCUUCAUACUAAAACCCACGUCACUUCGUCUGGUAUAAAAUCUCCUAACUCAUAUGAUGAUCGCGUUUCUCAGGUAACUUAUGAUUCACCUUUGAUAGAUUCAGCUCCGAAGAACAGUGCAGUGAAGACAGUUCCUGGAAUUGGUGUCAAAUCUCUUAAUUCUUAUAACGACCGCAUUUCGCAAGGCAUUGAUGAUUCGCCCUUUGUAAACCCACCACCAAAACCUGUUGCUCUCUAUCCUCAUACUAAAACCCAUGAUAUUCCAUCCAGAGUCAAAUUACCAAAAUCCUAUGAUGACCGGCUUUCCCAAAAGACUGACGAUUUUCCUUUUGUAGAUCCAGUUCCAAAGCAUAGUGCCUUGAAGACAGUUCUCGGACCUAAUGUCAAAUAUCCUAAUCCUCAUAGCGAACGCAUUUCACAAAAAGUUGAUGAUUCAUCUUUCAUAAAUCCACUACCAAAACCUAUUGCUCUUUAUCCUCAUACCAAAACCUAUGGCUUUCCAACAGGCAUCAAAUCACCAAGUUCUUACGAUAAGCGCAUUAGCCAAAGAGCUGAUGAUUUACCUUUCACAGAUCCAGGUCCAAAAUUGACUGCUGUAAAAACAAUUCCCGGCCGUAGUAUUAAAACUUCUAAUGCUCACAGCGAUCGCAUUUCACAACGAAAUGAGGAUUCAGCGUUCGCAGAUGCCCCACUGAAAACUGUUAUUCAGGCUCCCCAAACUAAAACUCAGAGCAUUCCCUCUGUCAAACUGCCAAAUCCUUAUAAUGAUCACAUCUCACAAACAGCUGAUGAUUCACCUUUUGUAGAUCCAAUUCCAAAGCAAAGUGCAAUAAAGACAGCUUCCGGACCUGGUGUUAAAUUGCCAAUCAUUUAUGAUGGCCCAGUUUCACAAGUAGCUGAUGAUUUAUCGUUUGUAGACGGCCCACCAAAACACGUUGCUCUGGCUCCUCGUACUAAAAACAUUCCAUCUAGCGUCAAAUUACCAAAAUCUUACGAUGACCGUAUUUCUCAAGUAACUGAUGAUUCAUCAUAUACAGAUUCAGCUCCGAAUUAUAAUGUCAAGACAGUUCCUGGACCAGUAGGUACCCCUCACGUUCCUUCUCGAAACCCCGCCAUUUCCUCAAGUUUUAAACUGCCGCAUGCUCAUAGUGGUGGCAUUUCUCAAAAGGUUCCCGAUUCACCAGCUUUGCAUCCAAUUUCAAAUCAUAAUGCUGCCGAAGUUCUUCCAGUUCAGCCUCAUGUUGCAUUUGUUCCAUCAGGACCUCCUUAUACAAGAUUUUCUUAUGGUACUGAAAUAGUUCACCCUAAAGAAUUUCAGAACUCAAAUACUCAGCUACGCCAUGGAAGCCAUGAUAUAAAUCAUAAUCCUGUGUCACAUGCAGUGAGAUUGCCUUCUAAUAUACCGGUAAGCCACCCUCAACAUCAAACUGACAGGUCCCAUGCUCCUGUUUCUCAUACGAUUAGACUUCCGAUUGCUCAUCACUCUGCUCCACUAGGUUCUUCAGCAGCCCUAACUUCAGAUGAAAUUCUAAACUCACAUGACAACACAGCAGAAGACGGAAUUCCACCGUAUCCUUUGUCGCAUGCUAUUAGGUUGCAACCCAAUCGACUUGCUUCAUCACCUCUAACAGAAAAAGCUAGCUUAGAGAACGGUUUGAAAUUAUCUGGAGAUUCUUCCGAAGAUCUUAAUUCUGUGCCUCUAGCGUCUCAUGCUAUUAGAUUACAACCGCAUAAGCCCCCUACAUCAGGUGAAACAAUCUCAAUUGUAAAGCCUCAAUUUGAUGAUGAUCCAGUAAGCAACAUAGAAUCUGGAGAUAAACUGACGGAAGAUGAAGUAUUAUCAUCUCCAGUUAGCCACGCCAUCAGGCUGCAGCCGUCUAAAGAUGAGUCAUCCCUCAUUGAAAAGCCAAAAUUUAUUCAUAUUUAGAUAGUUUUAACAUAUAUAGAGAUAUAUAAUCAACGAAAAUGGGAAAAGACUGCUUACUGAAAGAUAUGACACAGUUUUGAAUCUGGUAUUAUGUCAAAAUGCUAAAACUAGUUAUUUAAUUAUUUAGCUUUCUUUCCCGUCAUAGGCUGAUUUUGGUAAAUUGCACUACUUAUAAUGAUUCAAAACAAAUCAAGCUGAUGAUAGCCACAAAGUUUUAACAUUUAAUAUUAGCAUUUUGGCAUCGUUUUGGAUUUAAUUUAAAGCUGUUCGCAGUAAAGGCAGUGCUAUUUCUGUUAAUUUUAAUAUUUAUUAUUAUCAUAUUCCAAGACCAUUAUACUCUCAUUCAAAAUUUAAUUAUGGCUUAAAAAUUCAGUUUAGGGAAAACAGGAGAAAUAAUUCAAGGAAGACUGAAUUGUGAAAGAGAGUUUGCAAAGUACUUACUUUUUACGUGAAGUAUGCAGAGCAAAUAAUAACUGCGAGAAAAAAGUGAAUUAAAUUUUAAAAAAAUAAAGUAUAGGUAGAAAACUUAGCUAUAUUUUAAAAUUUGUUAUCUUCACUUACAAAAUCUGACUUGUGGCAUUAUUUGAAAGAAUUAAUUUUGGAAAAAAAAAUCAGAUAUUUAGGUGAUGCUAAAUAUUGAAAUAGGGAAGUGAUAUUUUUUCCUUCAAAAUAUGUUUCAUUUUAAUUUUGUUACAAACGUUUUCAUUUGUUGUGAAUGAGCUAAAACAGGAUCGAAUUAGAAGACGUGAAAAUUAUUCUAACUCUAGCCUUUUUUGUUUUCAUUUUAUAAAAACUGUUGUAGGAGAAAAUUUUUACAAUUUUUGGAUUUAAUUUCUCACAAGGCUUCAUUAUAAUUUAGUGGAAAUACCAUCCCAGUAUCAUUAAAAUAAAUAUCAACGUACUGUACAGACGAUUAAAUUUCGUUUCUGUUUAUCUGAAUAUGUUUUAAUUAGUUUUAAACAAGCCCCUUCGCUCUGCAGAUAAAUAAAGUGGCGAUUUUAAGUGGCUCAUCCAUUUCUUGCAACUAACAAUGCUGCAGUCGUUGCCCGAGGCUUCGUAGAUACCCAUACUUUAGCGAAUUGUUAUUCUUGACAGCGUUAGUUUAAGUAGAGGUCCCAGAUCACUUAAUAGCCCGGGGCCCAUGAUUAUAUUAAGACCGCCUUGAAGACUAAGGAUAAUAAAGAAUGGACAAUUAUUUAAUUUUUGCUAAAUAAACGUUUAUUUUAAAAUGUCUAAUAAGAUUUCCUUUCAUAUUUAUUUUAUUUUGAUGUAAGACUGCCAAGCUGAACUGAUGAAUUUAGUUCAGAAAACUGCCUUUUAUGUGUAUAACAAUUCAAAAUGUUCCAGCAAGGCAUCAAAGAGAUUGUGAUUUGUAGUAUUUAUUUGAAUGUUUCAGACAUAUUUUUGUUCAUUUUGCUUUAUCUGUGUCUGUAAUUACACGAAUAGAAAUGACAAUAAAUGUUUUUUUUUUCCUUUUGA
Stegodyphus dumicola is the source of this 4941-nucleotide messenger RNA. RefSeq lists its product as uncharacterized. The record is from RefSeq and is a predicted model, not a curated record. NCBI's taxonomy places the organism in Eukaryota, Metazoa, Arthropoda, Arachnida, Araneae, Eresidae.